Messenger RNA from Purpureocillium lilacinum, 1128 nucleotides. RefSeq names its product decapping endonuclease targeting mRNA. The record is from RefSeq and is a predicted model, not a curated record. Lineage: Eukaryota; Fungi; Ascomycota; Sordariomycetes; Hypocreales; Ophiocordycipitaceae. Gene Ontology annotation, molecular function: mRNA 5'-diphosphatase activity. Gene Ontology annotation, biological process: nuclear-transcribed mRNA catabolic process; NAD-cap decapping. Gene Ontology annotation, cellular component: cytosol; nucleus.
AUGGCCGCAAACUUCUCGAUACAGCCCGUGGGCCGCUUCGCCGGUCCCAGCCAGCCCGUCAAGAGACCCAAGGAGUUCGCCUGCUUCUCGUACGACGAGAAUCAUGAGUUCCACCUCGGUGACCGCUCCCUGAAGUGGUACUACACACCUAGGCUGGGCGCCGACCUGUCCAAGGGCUUUGACUCGUUCCAGAAGCACGAUGACUCGCGGGACGAGCACCUGGACAGCCUGCUCAAGACCAUUGUCGCUCACGAGCAGGAGACGGGGCAGAAGAUUGACGCCAACGUCGUCACUUGGCGCGGGAUGGUGACCAAGAUAUUAGCGACUCCGUUUGAGCAGAAUGAUGGAUUUGAAAUGAACGCCACGCUGUACCAGGGUUGCAUCUUCAUCGAGGAGAGCCACGAGCACAAGAUGGCCAUGCGGAGGCAAGAGGCUCAGCGGCCACCCCGACGAGGGGGUCCGCCGCAAGAGGUGAUGCAGUUCUGGGGCUACAAGUUCGAGACGCUCUCCACCCUGCCCGCGACUUGGGACGAGACGUCUCGCGACUACAUCGAGAGCCGGGAGGACCAUGUCGUCAACAACAAGGAGCAGUACUGCUCCGUCGUCCGCACCGGGAUCGGCAAGGCCGUCCUCUGCCUCGGCGGCGAAGUCGAUGCCAUCUGGGACUCCAAGCCCCAGGAGCCCGGCGCCCCGAUCAACUGGGUCGAGCUCAAGACAUCGGCCGAGAUCCGCAACCCUGGCGACCUGGACAACUUCCACCGCAAGCUCAUGAAGUACUGGAUCCAGUCCUUCCUCCUCGGCGUCCCCAAGAUCAUCGUCGGCUUCCGCACCCGCGACGGCGUCCUCGUCGACAUCAACGAGAUUGAGACGCACCGCAUCCCCGACACGGUCAAGGCGCGGCCCAACCCUCGCUGGGACGGCAACAUGUGCGUCAACUUUGCCGCCGCAUUUCUCGACUGGCUGAUGAGGACCAUCAACGACGAGGGCGUGUGGAGGAUACGCAGGCGGCCGCACUCGCCCACCAUCGAGGUCUUCAGGGUAGAGGAGACGGGUCAUGGGGACAUUUUGACAGACGAGUUCAAAAACUGGCGGAUCAAGCUGGCCCUGGGCCCGAGCCCAGGAGACUGA